Molecule: messenger RNA, 1353 nt
Organism: Wallemia ichthyophaga EXF-994
Lineage: Eukaryota; Fungi; Basidiomycota; Wallemiomycetes; Wallemiales; Wallemiaceae
Product: Transcription factor atf1
Exons: 2
Coding region: 1-1353 (450 amino acids)
Biological process (GO): regulation of transcription by RNA polymerase II
Molecular function (GO): RNA polymerase II cis-regulatory region sequence-specific DNA binding; DNA-binding transcription factor activity, RNA polymerase II-specific
Source: RefSeq, a predicted model, not a curated record
AUGUCACAACAAAUUGAGGACAGAUCACAAUUAGAUUUAGAGCCAAAUCCAUUCGACCAGUCAUUUGGGGCCUCAGAUGACAAGGAUUCAAAACUGCCUUCAAUUUCCACACUUACAAAGCAGCAACAAAGCCAAGCGAGUGAGCGUGGACCUGGACAGCAUCAGCAGCAGGAACAGCAGCAGCCACAACAACCUCCGAACCCAGCUCAGCAUCAGUUACCACCUACUGCUGCUUCUGCUGUUCCAACAUCAUUGCGCUCAGGUCCACUCUCACCUGCAAUGUUACAAGGUCCUUCCCAACAACAUCAAAAUCCAUUUGAAGCAUCAUUUGCACAAAACAACAACAUUAAGACGGGUUUAACGCCGCUUGCAGGCGGCCAAUACCAGCCUCAGUCACCUAACGCUGCAUUCUUCGGAAUGAAUAUGGUUCAACCACCUGCUUUAACUCCUAAUACUGUCAACGCUAUUAAUGGCGUAGUUGCUAGUUUUGAUGGCAGUGGUAGACCGAUUAACCCUGAUCAUCAGUCUGAUGCUUUCCAAAACUAUAGGAACUAUCAACCUCAAGUCAAGCAAGAAGGUCUUGAACCUCCACAACAGAAUCAGCAACGCUAUGAGAGAAAUUCCGGUGACGCGGCUGCUAACGCUGCUAAUGGUCUUUUCUUACUCUCCCAAGCUAGUAGACAUGAUCAGUCUUCUGCCGAAAGUCCGGAAGCUGACGUCGGCCAGAAGAGAAAGCCGGACUCAAUUUCUGCUCCUUCUCCAGCUACUUCCAACAAGAGAAGAUCUGGUGGGGGUGGUGGUAGAGGUAGGGGUAGGAGAUCAAAUGCAGCCAAGAGAGAAGAAGAAGAAGAUGACGAUGACGAUGAUGCAUUCGAGGAUGACGAUGAGUUGGCGAUGCCAUCUUCUUCCACUAGAGCUGGUAGUGCAACUCGUGGUAAUUCAAGCAAAGCUGAGAUGACAGAAGAUGAGAAACGUAAGAACUUCUUAGAAAGGAAUCGUCAAGCUGCACUCAAGUGUCGCCAAAGAAAGAAGGCAUGGCUGCAACAAUUACAACAGAAGGUUGAAUUUCUCCAGACUGACAACGAAGCAUUACAACAAACAGUAGUUGCUCUUAGAGAGGAGAUUGGAGUGCUGAGAAAUGUUUUAUCACAACAUUCAGGAUGCAACGUUGCACAAGCACAAGGAGGAAAUGGAGGUGGAUCGCAACAAACAUCUCAGACACAGAAUCAUCCAGGCCAAUCUAACAAUAUGUUGUCUCCACUUCCAAUGCAAGCACCAACCUUGCAGCAGCAGCAUGCUCAAGCUCAAGCUCAGUCUCAAGCACAAGCACAAUCGCAAAGAGCAAUCUAUUAG